GCUUUUUCGAAUCAUACAUAAACGAUCUUCGCUGCUGCUAGUAGACAGUAUCUUCCUUGAUUUUCUGCGAGAAUAUUUGAAAAGAUGAGUUCCUCACUGAUCGUGGUGUUGUUUCUAUUUGCACUAUCCGCGUGUUUUGAAAACGUAUUAAGUGUGGACCUGACUGAAAAAGAGGGCGAUCUAUCUUAUUGCCAGGAGUUUCGAACGAGAGCGGAUAGAAAUAUAAACUUUUUCAAUUUGGACUAUUUUUUUAAUGACAAAUUGGAAAACGAAACUUUUAGAUACAAACUCUUCAUACAAGGGGACCGCGAUAUUUUCAUUGUUUUGACCGAAACUGAUAGUGUACAGGCGAAUAGUAAACUUUUUGAAUUUGGGUUCAAUACUGGACAACCGCCUGCAGCUACAUUUAAAACUAGCCUAGGUGGAUCUCAAAAAGUUCGGACGGAAGAAAAUUUGCAUCUUUCGAACAAGGUCGCAGUGCCAGUGGUUCUCGUUUUGAAAGAAGAUGGCGAACUACAAUUGUUUGUAUGGGGGAGGUCAUAUCCGUUGUUGAGAUUUCCAGAUACCUCACUGAACCCCAAAUUCAUCAGUUUUACAACGCGAGGAAGUGUCCUGGGCCAGUUUUACUUCAACUGUGCAGACAGACCUCUUGGUCAAGCUGACAAUUCCACUGCCGUUGGGAUUCCAGACGAACAUGCUUAUCCAGUGGUUUAUAUUUCAUUCAGAAUUAGUAAAUUAGCUCGUCGGAAUUCGCAAGUGGAAGUAAAGCUACACUAUAAUAUGACAUUACACAAUCCAGCUACUUUAAGCGAUGCCAAAUCCGGAGUCAAAGAAUUGAUGAUACAGAGCGCCGAAACAGAUUACCAACUUCCCAAGCUUGAAAUAUUCAGCAAUAAUCUAUUAAUCGACAGAGAGGAUCCAUCAUAUAUUCUUACGGUAGACCUUGCCAACAGAGUCAGAGCCACUGCCUCUGAAGAGAUAAAAAUGGAGUGUCGUGAAGUAACGACUGAACGCCUCUAUUGCAACCUAGUAUUUGGUUUAGCUGAACAAAAUUAUCAUUUAACGUAUUUCCCUGGUCAAUCACUAGUCAACCCAACAAUUGCCCAAUUUGCAGAUAUAAAGGUAUUCCAAGCACCAAACUCUUUCAGCACCAGCGAUAUUCCUCUCAGAGGUGAUAUUAUAAUGGAAUUCAAAUUUGAUAAAACUAAAUUUUAGGAUGCAAUUUACUGAUAAAUUUUUGUUGUACAUACAUUUAUGGAUAAUGUAAAUGAAUUUGCUGAGAUAAAUAAAUACCCGUUUAUAUUUUAAA
Molecule: messenger RNA, 1309 nt
Organism: Hermetia illucens (black soldier fly)
Lineage: Eukaryota; Metazoa; Arthropoda; Insecta; Diptera; Stratiomyidae
Exons: 6
Coding region: 85-1215 (376 amino acids)
Source: RefSeq, a predicted model, not a curated record